GCGGGCGGCGCGCAAUGUGCACCGCGCCAGCGUUCGAAACGCGUCGGUGUCGCUCUUUCAUACGCUGUGACAAUUCCUUGUCAACCACGCGAAUACUUUCUCCAUUGCGCUUUCGUUUCCGAGCGGGCUCGCGAAUCGACGCCAAUCGUCGCUGCUGAAAUCGUCACGUUACGCUCGCGAGAGAUUACAAGAUCCGCGCAUUAUAGUUUGCUUCAUCGUCGUCCCCUUCGCGCGUCAUUCUUCAAUCACAUCUGUUUCCAUUUCGCCUUUGCCGUAGCAAAAGAAUCAUCGUUCGCGUUGCGAUCAUGAUCCACGCGAGGAUCCACGCGGCGCGGUAACGCCGCGAUGCGCGACUGUCGCAAUUUUCGGAAUCGUUCGGCUCGUCACGUGGUCACUUUCGAAUCCGCCCGAUCGGUCGUUCGUUCGCGCGCCUCCGUCAUUUGUCGCCGUCGAAACCGCUCGUUCGUUCUCGUCCUGGUUAAACGUUAAACGCGGCGAUCGAAUGCAUCCCGUUGGAUGCUGCCGGCGGCGUGCGCGGUCGAUCUGGAAGCUCGUGCUCGCCGCGGUACCGUGAGCAGCGAGUGCUGCUUCCGCUCCAGGUAGCGCCGGUGGCCGCGAUGGACGUGCGCGUGGUCGUCGGUGCACCGGUUGCGGAAGAGACGCCAGUGGCGGCGACAGCGACGACGACGGUGACGGCGACGCGGGGCAUUGCGACGCCUUCGCCGGUGCCCUCGGUGCCGAGCACCGUCGCGGCCACCACCGCCGGCAACGGCGGCGGUGGCGGCGGAGCGGUCGUCGCGACGCCCGCGUCCGCACCCUGCACCCCGCAGAAUCCCGUCGUCGUCGUGGCGAGCCCCUCCGGCAACCAUCAACCACCGGCCGGCGUGCCGGUCGCUGCUAGGAUACUCAGCAGGAAUGUCAACGGCACCCUGAUACAGACGUCCGUGCCGCAGAACGAGGCUGAGCUACAGUUGUAUAGGGUGAUGCAACGCGCCUCGCUGUUGGGAUACUAUGACACGCUCCUUGAAAUGGGAGGUGACGAUGUGCAACAAUUGUGUGACGCGGGUGAAGAGGAGUUUCUAGAGAUUAUGGCGUUAGUCGGCAUGGCGAGCAAGCCGCUUCAUGUCAGGAGGCUUCAGAAAGCUCUGCAAGAGUGGCUCACCAAUCCCUCAUUGUUUCAAACGCCGGUCGUGCCGACGAAUGCCACCGCUGCCAAAAGCCCCGCCGCAGCCGUAAGUUUCGCGUGCGCGAGCCCGCGGCCGCAGAUGCAGAGUCUGUCGACCGCUUUCACCGCGACUUCCCAAACUUCCCUAACGCCGGCGUCCUACGUCUCGACAACACCUCACGUACCGUUGACGCCACUAUCUUGCCGGAGCGUCAGCCCGGUUGCGCCGGUCACCAGCGUGUCCGCAUCGGCACCCUCCACGACUUUCCGCCAGAGUCCGAGCCCGAACACGUCGAUACCUUACACGACUACGCACAGUCCCAAUGUGUUGCAGGUAGGGACGUGCGAGUCUUCGUGCGGUAGCGGCACGACGCCGAGUCCGAGCGGCGGUGGCGGCGGCGCACCUGCAAGCCCAACGCAACCUACGCCGACCCUCCUGCAGUCGCAGGUGCAGCGACUCGCCGAGGCCGCGGAAAGGCUCGUCGCUACCAUAAGGCCCCUCGACCCCAAACCCCAUAAUGUGAAAAAAAAACUCUGCAAGAACUUGGAGAUGGUAAUGACGAUGUCCGAUAGUGACCCGCGCAAGAUGGACGAAAUCCGGAAGUACGCGGCGAUUUAUGGCAGGUUCGAUUGCAAGAGAAAACCGGAGAAACCUCUCACGCUGCACGAGGUGUCCGUGAAUGAAGCGGCGGCGCAAAUUUGCAGAUUCGUGCCCGCCCUUCUCACGAGGAGGGAUGAGUUGUUCCCUCUGGCACGUCGUGUCGUCCGGGAUUCUGGUUACCAUUACUCCAAGAGUCAAUACUUGUCGAUGUCCAGGUCACGCGAAAACGGUGAGGAGACCGACGGAGAACGCUUAAAACGCCAGAAACUGGAGCUGGAGGGUGAGGGUGAGGACGCGACGCAGGAGGAGUUGGAUCUUCGUUGUUCUGGAACGGACAUUAACAAUUCUAUUGCGAGAAGACACAGGUCGUCGAGUCCAGUCUGGAGGAAGAAGAGUAACAACGGCAUGUUCAGCGCUAGCGUGGAGGAGAUCAGCGACUCAGAUAGCCAAUUCUCGUUCUCAAAUGAGGAAUCUUCAUCCAUGCAUGACACAAACGAGGCGGAGGCGGAGAACACCGACAAAGAAGGUGACUUUAAUCUAAAGGUGAUAGCCUCGCGCGGAGACAACAUAAUCGCCGUAGCGAAUCCUGCGCUAAUGGAAUGCAGUCAUCCCAUAAAGGAGGAGCCGGCGGACGAGAAACCCACACUGUGAUAUUACUGCUUAGCGUUUACUGCCGCUGUGACGUCGUGGCGACGCGAACGGCUCGUCCUGCUCAUCGUUACCGUUCUCACAAUCAUCGCCGAGCAUUGUGUUAUUGAGCGCAAUAGCAUCCGUGGCAGCGGUCGUUGAAAUUAAUACAAUUCAAUCGCUAAUAGAAUCUUACACCAUUUGAAGCGAUGUGUUUCUCGUCUUGGCUCGGAUGAGAAAUAUUUACGAUGCUGUCUGUUAUUUAGUUCUAGCGAAACACGGACACAUGAUAUUGUAUAGCAAUUACGAACAUUCCUAGAAAGCGACAGAUAAUAAAAGUAAAUCAUUUAAAUCAAAACAUCGUCGACUGAAUUAUGUAGUAUUGCAAAUUGUAUAUCGUAAGCAAGUGUAAAUAUAAGUCUUUUUAUGCGCCAUUAAAAAUAAAAAGAAAUCUUCUGAUUCAUUGUUGAGUUUUAAAA
This is a messenger RNA of Ooceraea biroi (clonal raider ant), 2872 nucleotides long. RefSeq names its product NGFI-A-binding protein homolog (gene nab). Lineage: Eukaryota; Metazoa; Arthropoda; Insecta; Hymenoptera; Formicidae. Gene Ontology annotation, cellular component: nucleus. Gene Ontology annotation, biological process: negative regulation of DNA-templated transcription. The record is from RefSeq and is a predicted model, not a curated record. Gene Ontology annotation, molecular function: transcription coregulator activity; transcription factor binding.